Molecule: messenger RNA, 3528 nt
Organism: Scylla paramamosain (green mud crab)
Lineage: Eukaryota; Metazoa; Arthropoda; Malacostraca; Decapoda; Portunidae
Exons: 4
Coding region: 916-2349 (477 amino acids)
Source: RefSeq, a predicted model, not a curated record
CAGGUGCCCUGAGGUGCAAGAAGAGGCGAGGGGCGGCGCGCGUCCCGUUCACACGGUUCGGGGCUGUGAGCGAGGGCGGGGCGGGUCUGGGGUAGCGCGGGCGGCAGUCGGCGCAGGACGCUCAACAAGUGUGUGUCGCCCGUCGAUCACCACCGCCUCCGCCGCCGCCGCCACUUUCCCGACAGGGACAGAGGAGCGAGCAGCGCCUCCGCCGGGCAGGUUUCCAUCAGCGACCACACUUUACGGUGAAAGAGAGGAGGAGUUACGAAGCGGGGAACACUGUGCCCCAGGAGCGACGCGCCGUGGGGGCGGAGUGUGGAUGUGUGCGGAACGGCAUUACGAGCACAGCAUCCUGGUGACGGUGCGGUGAUGCGUCAGGGAAAAUAGUGAACGGCAAAGCUUCUUGUCUGAGAUAUUCACCAUUUCUUGGUGUUCCGCACACCAGACACUGCGAAAGUGAAACAGCGAGAGUACGAAAGAAAAACGGUGUUCACGUCGCCAUGAAUCACUGCCACGCUUCCGCCGCCCCUCACACGCCCCUCACCUGCUGAUCUCCAUGCACCCACACCCUCCCUCUUGAAGACCAUAUUCCAUCCCGUUACUUCCCCUCACUAUCCCUCACCUUGCUCCUGUAACUCCCAUCAACCUCUCUCUCUCUCUCUCUCUCUCUCUCUCUCUCUCUCUCUCUCUCUCUCUCUCUCUCUCUCUCUCUCUCUCUCUCUCUCUCUCUUUUAUCCUAAGGAGUAACACCUCUGUCUCAACCUACAAACCCUCUGAAUCAACUUAGGCACACGCCACACCACGAACGCCUCAUCCCCGCGCGUCUGUCCUUCCACGGGAUGAGAAUGCCCGCUCUUCGCCGUGGAUAGUGCGGUAGAAGCAGAGCCGCCCCUGAGCAAGGCGGCCGACAAGACCAUGUGCUCUAGCGCGGCUCCCGGGGAAGGGGGAGAUGGGGUCCCCUCCACACUGCCCCCCCGGAACCCUCGGCCCACCACCAGCACCACCACCACCACGAGCACGGACGUGAAGAUGAGGCGCUUCACGCUGCCCAACCUUUUCCUGACGGUGGAGGGGCAAGACCGCCAGCUAGAGGAGAUAUGCCCGGGCAUCUACGAGUACACGGGUCACCCCAAGUCACCGCGCUCCCCGAGGUCACCCAAGUCGCCACGGUCACCAAGAAGCACCAAGAGCACGUCCCCCAACAGCCCCCGCGCCCCACAUUGCCAGUGCCACUGCCCCCGCCUGCACCGCCAGGAUGAGCCGUUCUCGUCAUCAGCGUCCCCAAGCCCGAGGAGGAAGCGGCCGCCCUACAGUCACAUUCUGCUGGGGGAGAGGAAGCCUUCAGCGGGGAACCUUCUGGCCACCACCUUCGGCAUAGCAGACAGAGACGCCCCCACACAGUCCCUGCCGCUCAUCCACGAGAAGGAGAAGGAGCACGCUCGACUGGUGGUGGAGAGGCCGGAGAUUAAGGACACUCAGGCGGGCUUCGAGGCGCUGGGUGGGCGGUGCGAAUCCUGCGGAACGUGCACGGAUAGCUGCCUCAAGAAGCUGGGGCUGGAACAUGAGGACGGCUCCCGCUCCCCGUCCAGCAUCUCCCCGAAGUCAGAGAAGAUGUACACCUUCUUCGAAAAGUCCCUCUCGCUGGUGAGCUCUUCCCCCACCAGGUUCGGCGACCACCUGGUACCGCGGGAAAAAAGAAGUCAUUCCCUGGCCACUCCUUCAGCCAUGGCCAACGUGGUGCACUUUCAGGAGCUGCACAGCCGCCACGCCGAGAGCCAUCUGUUGCGCACCGUCAACAUGGCCGCCUCCAACGCCGUCCUCUCUCGCAUCUCGGCGCGCCUCAAGGCUGUCACCACCGCCACGCAGCAGGAGUCCGUGGAGGAGGUGGACGAAGAGGUGGAGGCUCAGGCCGCAGCUGCCACCCCAGGAAGAAGCCACCAUCACCACCACCACCACCACCACCAUCACCACAGCAACCACCACAAAUCACCACCACCACUGCCACAGCCACGGCCACCCACAGCGGUGCUACCACUCCCCAGGAUGCCGCCAGCUCACAUAAGAAGCCCCACGGCGGCACCACGCCCACCACCAGCACCGCCACCUUCCCAUCCCUGGGCAGCAAUGCGCAGGGCAAAGUCAACGCCAACCGCAAGUGACGCAGGUGGUGGGGACACGCCUACCCAAGCCAAAGACGGCGCCUCACCUCCUGACGACGCGCCAUCCCCCGGCAACCCUGGGAAGGAGGAGGGGCUGAAGGAGGCGGAGGACCAUAAAUCAAAGAAUGGGAGACAUGGAAGGAAAGGCAACAGACGAAGCAAAGGAAGCAGAGACAGAGAAAUCCACUGACGACGUGGAGAAGCCCUCUGGUAAACUAAACGACUCGUCACCUCACGCAGAAGAGGAAGAAGCGACACCUGAGGCUCAGAAUACGGACGGGGAUGAGUCAGCUACGUGAGCACCUGGACUGGACAGCUAGAAGUAUAGUCCUGCGUCUCUGGGGACUCCAAAGGACUGACGUGCGAGUGACGGGUGUGGGCCGCUGCGCCAUGCCCAUGCUUGAAUAUAUUGAUAAACUGAUACAUUUACCUCCUGUGAUAACCUUGUCGCCUCAUUCUUUACCUUUAUUCCCCUGGCUGCCUUGACGAAGCCGUUUAAUGUCAACAUUUCUUUAACAUUUCCAAGCUGCAUUUUUUAUUUUUUUUUUAUUUGAAACGCUGGACAAUGAACACUAAUUAACAUAUUGAAGCGAGAUGGACUAUGUCUUUGCCAGCGUUUGAAAGAAGGCACGACCCCCUAGCUUAUUUUAAUUCACAAACUGGAAGGAAAUUAAACAUGAGGAAUAGUCUCAUUCCCCUUUCAGCACUUCUUUAUUCCUUUAUUAUGCUUCUCAUUAUAAAAUGCUGAGUCGUUUUAGAGUGUUGGGGAGUGACUGCUAGUAACCAACAAUUCAAAAGUUAACAAAAAGACGUUGUCUAGAUUCAUUCAUCUAGCUUUUUUACUACUGUGCCUGACGGUGUGGGCCUUGAAAUGUUCUGAAAUGUCUGGAAAAUUAACGACAUUCAGAAGGCGGCUUGGGUUUCUCGUCUUUCUCUCAACGCCCCGCCGAGCAUGUCUGGCGGGACACGGGCAGUGGAGCCUCUGUGCACCUCCUGACACACACACAUACACAUACACACACACACACACACACCACACACACACACACAACACUGGGUUUCUUCAGCUUCUCACCACCACACUCUCUACUGCACUAUACCCACACCACACAAACACCAACGUUAUGCUAACACUACUACACCAUUACAAGACUGUACUUCGGCUCUUCUGCCUGCCUGCUUGCCUAUCUGUCUGUCUGUCUGUUUGUCUGACUGUCAAUCAAUCUGUUUGUCUGUCUGUCUGUCUGUCUAUCUGUCUGUAAGCCUAUCUGCUUGUAUCCAUUAAUAAAGAGACUACGUAUGAAUGAGAGGAUAUGUAUGUAUGUAUGCAAGUAUUUCAGUAUGUAUGUUUAUAUGUAUGCAUAUGUAU